Messenger RNA from Neltuma alba, 1618 nucleotides. RefSeq names its product probable protein phosphatase 2C 55. Gene Ontology annotation, biological process: protein dephosphorylation. NCBI's taxonomy places the organism in Eukaryota, Viridiplantae, Streptophyta, Magnoliopsida, Fabales, Fabaceae. Gene Ontology annotation, molecular function: protein serine/threonine phosphatase activity. The transcript is spliced from 5 exons. Bases 269 to 1408 code for a protein of 379 amino acids. The record is from RefSeq and is a predicted model, not a curated record.
AUGAUAAUGGGACAAUUGGGCGGCACACACGACGCGAGACACGAAGGAAAUAGCGACGUAGGCACCAUUCAAUUGAAACUUGAAACUCUUAUCUCCCUCCCAUUUUUUCGUUUCGGCGUCUGUGGACCUAGCGAGGUGCAGGAGAUUAAGAAGAUCCAGUUCUGCCUAUCUUCGAAGCUUUCUUCCGAAAAUUCCCUCUUCUGCUCUAUUUAUAGCGCGUUUCCUCACUUCCUUAUCUGACAUUACUUGCUGUCCUUCAAGAGAAUCAAUGGCUGCUUCAACUUCCAAAGCUUUCUUGGGUGAUAUCUACGUGGAUGAUAUCGCCACAAGUUGCAGCAGUGCACUGGACAUCGUCACAAAGCAUACUGGUGUUUACUUCAAAGACAGAAGCCGUAAAGGUUGCCUGCGAGCUAAUGUCGAUAUUAGAAGGCCAGAACCGUUGUAUCGUCCUCUAAGUUCUCGAUAUUCUGUUUUUCAUGCUAAUUGGAGGAAGCAGAACUCUAGCUUGCGUCAUGGGCCAUGGCUGAAGAAUUUCUCUGUUACCUCUCCUGCUUGCUUCUCAGCAGGGCCGGCACAAGAAGUGUCAUGUGAUGGCAGCACUCCUGAUGACCAGCUUGCAAAUUCUUCCCUUUCUCUUGAGCAACCCAUUGGAAGAGAGAGGACCUUGAAGCUGGUUUCAGGAUCAUGCUACCUACCUCAUCCAGCUAAGGAGGAGACGGGUGGAGAGGAUGCUCAUUUUAUUUGUUCAGACAGACAAGCAAUCGGUGUUGCAGAUGGUGUAGGAGGCUGGGCAGAUGUUGGAGUUAAUGCAGGAAUUUUUGCCCGUGAACUUAUGUCUAAUUCAGUAAGAGCAAUUCAGGAGGAACCACAAGGUUCUAUCAAUCCGUUGAGGGUGUUGGAGAGGGCUCACUCAAGUACAAAGGCCAAGGGUUCAUCAACAGCUUGUAUCAUUGCCCUUACUGAGGAGGGACUACAUGCUAUUAAUCUGGGUGACAGUGGAUUCGUUGUGGUUAGAGAUGGACACACCAUUUUCAAGUCCCAAUUUCAACAGCAUGGCUUUAAUUUUACAUAUCAAUUGGAGAGUGGCAAUGGAGGCGAUCUACCUAGCUCUGGCGAGGUUUUUACGAUCCCUGUUGCCCCGGGAGAUGUUGUCAUUGCUGGUACCGAUGGACUGUUUGACAAUUUGUACUACAAUGAGAUUACUGGGAUUGUUGUAGAGGCAGUAAGGGACAGGCUAGAACCCCAAAUUGCUGCUCAGAAGAUAGCAGCACUAGCUCGUCACAGGGCACUGGACCAGAAUCGGCAGACACCAUUUUCGGCUGCCGCUCAAGAGGCUGGGUUCCGCUAUUAUGGUGGCAAGCUUGAUGACAUUACAGUUGUUGUAUCGUACAUAACAGAGCACAAUUAGUGCGUGAGUAUAUCUCUAAUCCUUACUUUUACCUUAGCCUGUAUAGUCAUAUAUGUUUAGUUGCUAUUCAGCUAGCCCAGUCCAACAUUAGUUUCCCCUUUUGACCUGCAUGGUCCUCUCUACUUGUAUUUUUUCACUUGAAUUGGAGUUGCUAGUGUUGAACAUGAACAAUUUUGUUGUUUAAUUUCUUGAAAGGCCGUUACGUUUCAU